Peniophora sp. CBMAI 1063 is the source of this 1017-nucleotide messenger RNA. NCBI's taxonomy places the organism in Eukaryota, Fungi, Basidiomycota, Agaricomycetes, Russulales, Peniophoraceae. The record is from the annotation of a GenBank genome assembly.
AUGACUGAGUUCGAUUCCAUCUCCGCCUCAAUGAAGCUAUCCACGUGCCCUGAUAUUUCGUACCCCAUUGUCGCUCAGCUUCUUUCUGCGCCAUCCGUUACAAUAGUCCGCGUUCGAAUAUACGGCGAAACGACCGUCUACAGUCUGCCGAGAUGCGCGUACUACAACCACAUGCUUUCUACCAUCCGACGCGCUUUGCGCGGUGUUCUGCAAGGCAAUCCUGAUAUACAUCUACUGAACUCUGCAGACCAUGUUGUCCUCACGAAGGCGUCGUGGCCUUUCAUCGUCAACAGCCUAUAUGAGAUCGUUGUGAGAGUCUCAAGGCCGCAACCUAUUCUCGGCGACGUCAUCGACCUCACCCAGGACGUAGAAGACGAAACCCCAGUACAGCCGCGACAUGGUGGCGAAGUACGCCCACCCCGAGCGCCGCCUUCUACCUCCUUCGACGUCGAUGUGGACGGCGUCGCAGAUGAGGAGGGACAACACUAUCAACCGGUCCGCCAUACGGUACGCGUUCGCGGAGCAUCGAUCCUCCCGCACGUCAGAAAGAAGACGAACGCCACGAGGCGCAGCAUGUCUCGAUCAGUCCCCUCCGUCGUAUUGUCCAAUCAGCCUGUCGGGUUCCCGAAACUUCAUCAACACCUGGAGCUAGAACGAGACCACAAGGCCAUGAAUCAUUGGGUCGUCCCGCCCAAAAGCAAGCAUCGCGCGGUACGCGCCUGGCUUGACAACCCUGCCCGCUUCAAACGCACUUUACCAUCGGAAGAUCGUCAAUGGCUCGGACGUAACAAUGUUCGCGGCAAAGGUGAGCGCAAGCUCAUCGACGAUGGGCCCGAGCUCUACAACCUCCUUGUACGCGCUCACGGGAAGAACCACCUCAAGUCCGAGCGGACGUUCGAGAGGAUACGGCAACGCUACGUCGGCCCUCCGCGCGGCUUCGUCGAGCGUUGGGUGGCACUUUGCCCGACGUGCCGCCGCAAGAGCCGCAAGCACCGUGAGCGGAGUUAUGAUUCAUGA